Rangifer tarandus platyrhynchus (Svalbard reindeer) is the source of this 1341-nucleotide messenger RNA. The record is from the annotation of a GenBank genome assembly. Lineage: Eukaryota; Metazoa; Chordata; Mammalia; Artiodactyla; Cervidae.
AUGGUCUGCUGGGCUCUCAGGAGAGUCACCCAGGUGCGUCCCCACUUGGCCCGGAAGGCCAGCGGCGUCUACCCGGGCCACGAGCAUCAGCCCUUGGGCCCGAGGCCCGCCGCCCCGGGAGCCCCGGGCAACACGGUGGAGCUGCUGGGCAAGUCCUACCCCCGGGACGACUACAGCAACCUGACCCGCAAGGUCCUGUCCAAGGUGGGCCGGAACCUGCACAACCAGCCGCAGCACCCGCUCUGGCUGCUCAAGGAGCGGGUGAAGCAGCACUUCUACGCGCGGUACGCGGGCCGCGCGGGGGCCCCGCUCUUCUCCGUGUACGACGACCUCUCCCCGGUGGUCACCACCUGGCAGAACUUCGACAGCCUGCUCAUCCCGGCCGACCACCCCAGCCGGAAGAAGGGCGACAACUACUACCUGAACGCCACGCACAUGCUGCGCGCGCACACGUCGGCGCACCAGUGGGACCUGCUGCGCGCGGGGCUGGACGCCUUCCUGGUGGUGGGCGACGUGUACCGGCGCGACCAGAUCGACGCCCAGCACUAUCCCGUGUUCCACCAGCUGGAGGCCGUGCGCCUCUUCUCUCGCCACCAGUUAUUUGCUGGCAUAAAAGAUGGAGAGAACCUGCAGCUUUUUGAACAGAGUUCCCGCUCUGCCCAUAAACAAGAGACACAUACCCUGGAAGCCACGAAGCUCGUCGAGUUUGACCUUAAGCAAACACUUACCCAGCUUAUGACACAUAUCUUUGGAGAUGGACUGGACAUCAGAUGGGUGGACUGCUACUUCCCCUUCACUCAUCCCUCCUUCGAGAUGGAGAUCAACUUCCACGGGGAAUGGCUGGAGGUUCUGGGCUGCGGGGUGAUGGAGCAGCAGCUGGUAAACUCAGCUGGAGCUCAGGACCGGAUCGGCUGGGCCUUCGGGCUGGGGCUGGAGCGGUUGGCCAUGAUCCUCUACGACAUCCCCGACAUCCGCCUCUUCUGGAGCGAGGACGAGCGCUUCCUGAAGCAGUUCCGCGUGCAGGACAUCAACGAGCAGGUGGUGUUCCAGCCUCUCAGCAAAUACCCUGCUGUGAUCAACGACAUCUCCUUCUGGCUACCUCGUGAGAAUUACACGGAGAAUGAUUUCUAUGACUUAGUCCGAACAAUUGGAGGAGACCUGGUGGAAAAAGUUGAUCUUAUAGACAAGUUUGAACAUCCAAAGACACACAGGACCAGCCACUGCUACCGCAUCACCUACCGCCACAUGGAGCGCACGCUGUCGCAGAGAGAGGUUGGGGGCAUCCACCAGGCCGUGCAGGAGGCAGCCGUGCGGCAGCUGGGCGUUGAGGGCAGGUUUUGA